Molecule: messenger RNA, 1728 nt
Organism: Pseudozyma hubeiensis SY62
Lineage: Eukaryota; Fungi; Basidiomycota; Ustilaginomycetes; Ustilaginales; Ustilaginaceae
Exons: 1
Coding region: 1-1728 (575 amino acids)
Biological process (GO): mRNA splicing, via spliceosome
Cellular component (GO): U2-type spliceosomal complex
Molecular function (GO): RNA binding
Source: RefSeq, a predicted model, not a curated record
AUGGCGCCGCCGCCCCCUCCCAAGGUAGCGUCCAGAGUGGCCAGGCCAGCAGCGAGGUAUCGACCGGGCAAAGCACCAUCUGGUGCUGGAGCAGCACUCGAUGAGUACUCGGACUCGGAUGCGUCAGAUCGCGAGGACGAGCAGCCUGAUACCCGCAACGCAAGCGCAAUCAACAUCGCGGAUCUUUCUUUAGGCUCAGCGCAGCAGAGGCGGACAGCAGGAAUUGUCAUCAACGACAGUAAGAAGCUCGACCUGCGGUUGAAUCCCGCUUCGAUAACAGCAGCAGACGACGGGGAGCAGGACUCGUCCGAGUACGAGACGGACACAGAUCAGGACGAAGAAUCAGAUAGACCCGUAUUUCGCAAACCCGGCGCUCCUGCAUCCGCACCACAGCAACAGCCGGAAGCGACCGACUCGUCCGAGUACGAGACCGACUCUGAAGAAGAGACCGACGAAGAUGAAUCCACACCGGCACCAUUGCUCAAGCCGAUCUUCGUGCCCAAAAGCGCUCGCACCACCAUCUCAACCACAACGUCAGCAGAUCAGCAGCAGCCCGCUGACGACCUAGAAGCCAAGGCCGAAGCGCUGGCCGCCCAACGCCGUAAAGAAGCGCACGACCUCGCCGAAGCAACCAUCAAACGUCAACUCGCCGAAAAGGAAUACCAAGAAUCGCACAUCAUCGACUUCGACGACACAGACGGACUCGACCCAGAAGCCGAAUUCCAAGCAUGGCGCCAACGCGAGCUCGCCCGUCUACGUCGCGAUCACGAAGCCGUCCUUGCAAAGCAACGCGAGCAGCAAGAGACCGACGCCUUCAAAUCUCUCCCCGAAGCAGAGAAGGAACGACUGGGUCGGGAGAGGGCAGCUCAAUCGCGGGCCGAGAAGAAGGAGCAGAGGGGCAACCCUGCGUUUUUGCAAAAGUACUACCACAAGGGGUCCUUCUUCCAGGAUAUGGAUAUCUUGAAGAGGGACUAUAGCGAAAAGACGACCAAGGAUGUAGAUGUCAGCAAAUUGCCAAAGAUGAUGCAGGUGAGGGGAUACGGGGUGAAGGGAAGGAGCAAGUGGACUCAUCUGGCGAAUGAGGAUACGAGCAAAGGCAGGAUGCAGGUGGAGCGGCUGGGGAGUGAGAGCGGGUGUUUCAGGUGUGGUGGUCCUCAUUUGAAGAAGGACUGUCCAGAGGUUGAUGGGAAGGGGGAGGGUGGAAGUGGUGCGAACAGUAGCGCUUUAGCGAGUGAGGGAUCUCGAAGAUGGGGAAGCGAGCGCGCUGACGAUACAGUCGAACGACGCGAAGCCGAAGACUCACAGCGACAAAGAAGUAGAAGCCCACCACGGCGAGGAUCGAGCAGAUACGACGCAGGCGCUUCCUCUUCACGGGAACCGCGGCAUCGAUCCCCUAACGACGACCGCUCGCAUCGAGAUCACAAACAUCGCAGCUCAACCCACACUCCUUCAUCCUCGCACCGUAGAGACGACGACACCAGUCGAAGCCACCGUCACUCCCGCGACGAUCGGAAAGAACGCACCCAUCGCCGCGACUCCGACAGACAAGACGAUCAUCACCAUCACCGCUCAAGCCAUAGAGACCGCGAUCAUCGCUCCAACUCCUCACGCCACCGCUCCUCCGACAGCCACGACAAGCACAAACGUCGAGACCUCGACGAUCACACUAGCACCAGCAGACAUGACGAUCGCGAGUCGCACCGCAAACGCUCGCGGCUCAAGACAUGA